AUAUUCACAGAAUGUCUUGAGAGGAUUGACGAAGAGAUAAGCAAUGCUAUCAACGUCCUCCCAUACAGGAGGAGGCGUUCACCACCAGAACUUAUUCCAACACAGAAAUCAGAGGAUGGACUUAAAAACCAAGUUGAGGUUGACUUCAAUAUUGAAGCAUCUAUCAAAUAUGUUAACAACACUGCCACAUCAACCAGUAUAUCACAGAAGAAGUUACUGCAAUCCAUCAACAAUAUCAAGAGCAUACUAGAAGGCAAGGCAAUGAAAGGCGAGAUAGUCCUGGGCCAGGGGGAUCAGAAAGUGGUAUCAAGGGACAUCACAUUUGACCCUAACCACCCUGCCUUUAUGUGUGCUCAAGGCAGCGUGCUUCACUUCAAUAAUUCUGACAUGUGUGUUGCCUGCCCGCUAGGCACCUAUUUCAAUGUUAUCUCCAAGACAUGCGAGGGGUGUACUAGGGGCACAUACCAACCAGAAGAAGGCCAACUGUCCUGCCUAGUAUGCCCAGAUAAGACAUCAACAAAGUCAAACUCAUCUAAAACUGUAGGCCAAUGUAAAGCUCAGUGUUUACCUGGUAGUUUCUCAGAGACAGGAGUAGAACCAUGUCAGACAUGUGAAAAGGGUUACUUUCAACCCGACUAUGCCCAAUUUCAGUGUCUGGAGUGUCAAGAGAAUAAAACAACUUGGAGACGGGGAGCAAGGCAAAAAUCCCAAUGUGGAGUAAUGUGUCCUGCGGGAUAUGUGUCUAAAACUGGC
Messenger RNA from Owenia fusiformis, 753 nucleotides. NCBI's taxonomy places the organism in Eukaryota, Metazoa, Annelida, Polychaeta, Sabellida, Oweniidae. The record is from the annotation of a GenBank genome assembly.